Trametes versicolor FP-101664 SS1 is the source of this 4141-nucleotide messenger RNA. Its product is annotated as P-loop containing nucleoside triphosphate hydrolase protein. The record is from RefSeq and is a predicted model, not a curated record. Lineage: Eukaryota; Fungi; Basidiomycota; Agaricomycetes; Polyporales; Polyporaceae. Bases 1 to 2367 code for a protein of 788 amino acids. Gene Ontology annotation, molecular function: 5'-3' DNA helicase activity; RNA binding; ATP hydrolysis activity. The transcript has 22 exons.
AUGGCGAGCGAGGAGCAGCUUAAUGCGUUCAUCGCAAGGCAUCGCGAGCUGCUCAAGCGGGAGCGAGAGGCCGAGAUCGAGCGUACUUCCCUGUUGCUCUCUAAUUGCGCGCCCAAGUUACUCGAGCAGAAAGGCCUCGCGUUGUGCGGCCUCGGGACCACAUCUGUUGGGAUUGGUCUUGGGGGGAAGACUCUUGUAGAGCUCGAGCGACCGACGGCAUACCACAGCACCCCGAUAUUUCCUCCACACUCGCUGAGGCCAGGCGAUCUUGCCCGCAUUGAGGAGCAUACUACCUCCGCCGCCUCGAAGAAGACGGCAAAGCCCAAGAAAGCUGGCGCAACCGACAAGCCGAAAGAUGACGGCGUCGAGGGUGUCAUAUACAAAGUAUCUGACACUAAGAUCGUCAUUGCCGUAGAUCCUCCAGAGACAAGCGGCGAAGAUCUGAACAUCCCUGAACGCUGCCGUGUCGUAAAACUUGCUAACAGUGUCACAUAUGAUAGGAUGGACAAAGCACUGGAUCAGCUGGAGAAACUUGUACUGCCAAAUUCCGAUGCUAAAGAGGACAAAUUCCUGCCGAAGAUGACGAACCUCAUUCGGGUGCUUAUGGGCAUGACAGCACCGUCAGAACGAGUGCCGGUUAAAGACUUGACCUUUUUCGACAAAUCUCUCAAUUCAAGUCAGCAAGAAGCCAUCCGUUUCGCGCUCGGGUCUCCAGAAGUGGCAUGUAUCCAUGGUCCUCCAGGCACUGGCAAGACGCACACGCUCAUAGAGCUCAUUCGCCAUUUCACCUCUGCCACCCCAUCAAAUCCAAAGCCGCUGAGGCUGCUAGUGUGCGGCGCCUCAAACAUGUCGGUCGACAACAUCCUGGAGAGGCUCCUCGCUCUACCUGCACCAGAGGGAGGCGCGAAGCUCAAGGUAACGCGUAUCGGUCAUCCGGCUCGCGUUAUGGCGCAUGAGAAUGUGAUAGAAGCAACGCUCGAGGUCCAAGCGAGCCGUAGCGACGAAGCUGCAUUGGCAAAGGAUGUGAAGAAUGAGCUCGAGACCGCGCUCGGGGUGCUUUCAGGUAAAGGGAAGGGCACUAAGGGCAAAGGACCUCGGGGGCUCGAGCGGAAGAAGAUGUGGGACGAUGUGAGAGCACUGCGAAAGGAGUAUCGACAACGGGAAGGCGGUGUAGUCCGGAGCGUCUUGAAGGAUGCACAGGUCGUGCUCGCGACAUGCCACUCCUCCGGAGGCAGGCAGCUUUGGAAUCAGAACUUCGACGUCGUCAUCAUAGACGAGGCGACCCAAGCAUUGGAAGCUGUCUGCUGGGUACCCAUAUUCAAAGCGCAAAAGUUGAUCCUUGCGGGAGACCCCAUGCAGCUCCCGCCCACGAUCAUCUCACUAGACAAACAUGACAAGAAGAAAUCCAAGUCUGGCACAUCAUCAGACAAGCCAAAGGAGAAGAAGCCCCCUGCCCCGAAGGCGCCGAAGUCGAAGAGUCCCUCGGAAAAGGUAGCAGAGGCUCCGGCGGAGGACGCCAAACCGGACGAGGACGCAUCGGGUUCCAGUGACGAGGAGGGAGACUCUGAGAUUGCUGCUGAUCCCGAGGAAUCCGUUAAGGCUACCCCAAGAGACCCACGGAAAGCAGGCUCGCAAGCGGUGCUCCGUCCGCCAUCCACGCUGGAAAUGACGCUCUUCGAACGGCUCGAGAAGAUGUACGGUCCCGGGAUCAAGCGCAUGCUGACCGUCCAGUACCGGAUGCACAAGCAGAUCGCAACUUUCCCGUCCAAAAUCAUGUAUCACUCGAAGCUCACGUCCCACCCCUCGGUCGCGUCUCACCUCCUGCGCGACCUCCCGAACACCAAAGCUGACUCCGAGGAGGAUGAGAAGGAGAUACUCGGAACGCCUGCAGUAUUCUAUGACACCGCAGGCUGUGAGUACUUCGAACGCGUCGAGGGCGAUGGAGACGAGGGGAGCCGGUGUAACGAAAACGAAGCGUCAGUCGUGAAGAUGUGGCUGGAUCAGCUGGUUGGCGCGGGCGUCCAACCCUCCCAAAUCGCAGUCAUCACGCCCUACCAGGCGCAGGUGACACUCCUGACCUCCCUUCUCCGUCCAAUAUUCGGCGCAGAAUUGGAGAUCGGCACUGUGGACGGCAUGCAAGGACGAGAGAAAGAGGCCAUCGUUAUCAGCCUGGUACGCAGCAAUGAAAAGCGAGAGGUAGGUUUCUUAAAGGACAAGCGCAGGCUGAACGUGGCGAUGACUCGCGCACGUCGACAUCUGUGUGUCGUUGGCGACUCUUCGACUGUACAGCACGGCAGCCCGUUCCUGAAGAAGUGGAUGGCAUGGCUCGACGCAAACGCCGACGUACGAUAUGCUGGCCUCGAGUAGGUCAACCAUCAGCUACAUCGCAAAUGGGUACACAGCGACGCCCGCUAGAGUACACGCAUGAGACGUUCAGCGCACAAACCGAAGAAAGGUAUGCAGUAUGUACGAAUAGGAUGUAGCAUCUAGCAUUCUGGGAUUAGACAACAAUAGUACCGCGAUAUUCCCCUGUACAACUACACGUAGGCUCGUCAAGUCCUAGGGAAACUAGUAGUGUCUCAUAGCGCGGGGUCCCUCCCGACGCUCCCUGUGCGCCGGCGGGCGGCCACUGGGGACCCCUCCGCGCCCGCUGCGGCGAGCAGGCCCGCCUCCUCUUCGCUGUACGAGCGGGCGAGGCCCCGGCCCCUGCUUGGCGGUUUGGGCUUGUAUAAAAGGGACUGGCACACGAUGGUGAUGUCGAACAUAAGUGUCCCGCCGCUGCCCAGCAGGUACGGGAUGCUCUCGCGCAUGAAUGCGGAUGCCUCUGGCUCCGGGAGUUGCAUGUUGGGCGAGGUGAGGAUGGAGGAGACGUAGAAGAAGUUGCCCAGAAAUGCGAAGAUGAAUAGGUAGAUUGACAAGCCCUCUACGGAUUUCCUGACAUAGUUCUUCCAGAUCUGAGGUAAUCGAGACGUGAGGUAUAGCGUUGUGCAGAUCCACGCCGAAAUCCUGCCGAUGACAUGCUCUAUGGUCGGUGGAGGGACAGGAUCGUCCAGAACGGCGACGUCGCCGAUAUUGUAGAGCGGUUGAAACACAGAAGGCUCUCCAGAGAGUUGAGCGGAGAGGAUAGCAUCGCCUAGGUGAGAUUCUGAGACGACCGCCGGAACAGCAGCCACAGGAACUUCUGCACGAGUCCAUAUUCGUCCUGUGUGCCCGACAGCGCUAGAUGAAGCAUCCUUCCGCCCGCCCACCAAUGACCCAACCCCAAACAGCGCCCAUACUCCCAAAAAGACCAUGGUCGCACCUUUCCGACUGGCACGGGAACUGCGCCUGUUUGCGUUCGCGCUUAACCACUCAUCGUCUGCCACCUCAACCAGAUCCACCGCCCUGACCGGUGGCCGACCUCGUGCGACAAGGUCUGCCUCAUCCAUAGGUGGUGGGGGAGCGGUCAUGUGUAAUGAGCUGUGCAUACGACCCGGAGGUGAUGUGGUCGAGUGUCGGCUAUGCCCUUGGAAGGAGUCGGUGCCCCAUGCGACAUGUUUCCGUCUUCCCGAGCGCCCGCCCUCAGAGUGAAAGCUUUCGGUGAGGCGUGCCAAAGCUUCUUCGGAGACCUCCUCAUCGUCUUCAUAGGCGGUCGAGUGCGGCUCGAUCGAGUGGGAGCGCCCGCUAUGCCACCGCUCUUCUUGCUGCGCUGCCAGGGCUGCGGUGGCAGCCACAUUUGCUGCGACGUUAGAUAAUGCGCGGUAAUGAGGUGCGCCGGCACCGCGGUCGAUGGACAGUCGACGUGUCGUUACAGAGGUCGUGCGAUCCCUGCUAUGAAGGUAUGGACGUGACGGCUUCUUGGAGAUACGGCGGUAAUAGACGUAUUGGCUCAAGAGGCUGAAGUCGACGAAGACGAAGUACGUCGCGAGCCAGGUCUGGAAGGGCAACUGGUGUGUCAGAAUGCAUCCCACCAAAUUGGUUGCAUCGCCUAAAAGCCAGUUCAUCAGGAAGGGCAAGGCGAGGCCAUCGACAGAUUGCCUUCGUGCAUUCUCGAGGACCUGUGGAAACUGAGCGCCGAGCCAACAGGCGAUGGAUGUGUAACCGAGGAGUUCGCUGAAUGUUGCAGAGAGGGCCAUGGACGAUGUUGCAUACAGCGUCGACG